AUGUCUGAUAUUGCGAAAGAAUAUCAACCGCCCGACUGGCACCCCACCUGGCAGCUCAAGUGUAUAUUUGCUGUUGUUGGCCUGCUGAACUUCGUUGCUGCUCUUGAUGCUACCUCGAUUUCGGUUUCUCUUCCGACCAUUUCCGAUAACCUCGGAGGAACGGCUACAGAGGCCUUUUGGGCUGGAACAUCAUUCCUUGUAGCCUCUUGCGUCUUUCAACCUAUCUUUUCCCUCGCAUCUGACAUCUUCGGACGCAAGUAUAUCCUCAUAACCGCCGUGGUAUCAUUCACUCUGGGUUCUAUCCUGGCUGCCGUCGCGAUGGAGUUUUCUCUCCUUCUCGUUGGGCGGUCAUUUCAAGGCGUGGGUGGAGGAGGGAUCAUGGUUCUCACCGAGAUUCUCAUUGCCGAUCUGAUUCCUCUGCGUGAGAGAGGAAAGUGGUUCAGCAUUCGCUCGGGAACCUGGGCUCUUGGUACGGUCGUUGGACCACUGAUUGGCGGUGGAUUCACAGAAUCAUCUGCCUCUUGGAGGUGGAUCUUCUGGAUUAACCUCCCCUUCUGUGGCCUCGGAUUGAUCUUGAUUCCGAUAUUUCUGAAGCUCGACACCACGAAGAUCUUUCCACUGCGAGAAAGUCUUAAAAGGGUUGACUACAUCGGUUCAUUCUUGUUCGUCGCUUCAUUGACAUCUUUUCUUAUCCCAAUCACCUGGGGAGGGACCAUGUAUGCAUGGGAUUCGUGGCAUACUCUUGUUCCUCUUGUGCUGGGGGUUGCAGGAUUGAUCGGAUUCUGCAUGUAUGAGCGGUUCAUCGCCACACAGCCGCUUAUUCCACUUGUUAUUUUCAACAACGUGACCAUGUCAGUAAGCUAUGCUGGAUGUUUCCUCCACGGUGUGAUCCUCUGGGCAAUUGUCUACUACCUGCCGCUAUACUACGAAGGCUCACUAGGCUAUAAGCCGGUGAUAGCGGGUGUUGCAAUGUUCCCAGAAUGUUUUACUGUAGCCCCCAUCUCUGUUAUAACCGGAUUUAUUUGUGCCAAAGUUGGUCGAUACCGCUGGGCGCUCUGGUUCGGCUGGCCAGUCACAAUUCUCGGAAUAGGACUUCUCUGCCUGCUUGAUUCCGAAUCAAGCAUUCCUAAGUGGCUCUUUAUCAACCUUGUCGCAGGAAUUGGCGUGGGCACCCUCUAUCCUACCGUGAUGCUAGCUGUUCAAGCUGCCGCAGACCCUGAUUAUCUUUCUAUCUCCGUUUCCAUGACGCCCUUCUUCCGGGUAUUUGGCCAGGCCGUUGGAGUUUCGAUUGGUGGUGUUGUUUUUCAGAACCGUAUUAUACAUGAGUUUGGCGAUCAUCCUUCUCUUGGCCGGUCCGCGCUUGCCUAUGCAGAGGAUGCUUCUAGCCUGGUACAAUACAUCCACACCCUACCGACGAGCAGUGUGGAGAGGAGCUUGAUUGAAAGCCUAUACGCAAAGGCUCUUGUUAUCGUUUGGGCGGUUAUGUGCGGGAUUGGAGGCCUGGCUCUGUUAUUGAGCCUUUUGACCAAGGAUUACACAUUAAAUCAGGCGUUGAGUUCGAAACAGGGUCUUCAGGGCCCAGCACCUGACGACAUAGAGUCUAGUGGUUCUAGUGCGAUUAGCAUGAAAGGGGAAAUAUCAGCAUAG
Molecule: messenger RNA, 1647 nt
Organism: Penicillium cosmopolitanum
Lineage: Eukaryota; Fungi; Ascomycota; Eurotiomycetes; Eurotiales; Aspergillaceae
Exons: 2
Coding region: 1-1647 (548 amino acids)
Biological process (GO): transmembrane transport
Molecular function (GO): transmembrane transporter activity
Source: RefSeq, a predicted model, not a curated record